Molecule: messenger RNA, 14959 nt
Organism: Scylla paramamosain (green mud crab)
Lineage: Eukaryota; Metazoa; Arthropoda; Malacostraca; Decapoda; Portunidae
Gene: gw
Product: trinucleotide repeat-containing gene 6A protein-like
Biological process (GO): positive regulation of nuclear-transcribed mRNA poly(A) tail shortening; miRNA-mediated gene silencing by inhibition of translation
Cellular component (GO): P-body; nucleoplasm
Molecular function (GO): RNA binding
Source: RefSeq, a predicted model, not a curated record
GUAGGGAGAAAUAGGGUGAUAUACACACACGGGCCCCUGAUCGAGGCUAGCUGGCCCCUCCAGUUACCCGCGGAAUGGCUGACGAGAAUUUGGACGCCGACCGAUAGUCUGCUUAAUGGCGAAAAAUAAUUCCAAACUUACAUGUGAUCGAAACCCAAUUCUCUUGUGCCAAGAUGCUCUUUCGGUACCAAGUUCAGGAGAUCUUCGCUUCUAUGCAUUUCCAGCCAAAGAGUGUGUAGAAGGCUGCUCGGACAGUCCAUAUUGCGUUUCUUCUUCAGGGAGCUUGGACAUAGAGGCCUUCUCUCUCUUAGUCAAGUGUUGUGUAGGUGGUGAGUUGUGCGUUGAGAUGGAGCCCCUCUGUGAAGCACGCCUGGCCUGUGAGGUCACAAACUUGCCAAAUCCUGAGUUUCCUACCAAGAAAGUGCCUGAGUCCUCUACAGCCGUGGAGACGGUUGGCAUGGUGUGUGAAGCACAAAGUGAAGGGGAGGCGGACCACAGCAGCAGCAGCAGCAGCGGCAGCGGCAGCAGCAGCAGCGGCGGCAGUGGUGGCGGUGAGGGCGGGGGGCAGGCAGCUAGUGGAGGAGGAGCCGCCCCGCCGGAGUCCCCGGUGGGUAGUGGCGGGGGACGGGGGGCCGGAGCUGACCCCCCGCUGCCCCGCCGCCCCGCCAAGUCUUUGUCUGUGAUAUUCAGCUCCGCGCCGCCGGGCUGCCGCCCCGCCGGGGGGAGCAGCCCCGGCUCCCGGGGCCCAGCCGUCCGUCCUCGACCACUGUCCCCGGGGCCCCCGGGGCGGCCCCCCCGGCGGCGGCGGACGCACACUCGCCCGCACAGGCCAGUCUCAACAUUCCUGGCUCAAUGGCCAACACCUCCGCCACUGGCCACCUCCAGGGUAACGGCCCAAGCUUUAACCGGGAGCCCGGCCAGGCCAGCCCCGGCCGGACCCACCCAAGUGCAACCUGCAACCAAUACGCUUCAUUUCCUACUUCAUCCACGCCCCGGGCGGCCGGCCGGCCCGGAAAGUUUGGUUUUGCUUCCUUCCCCCGCGGGGCGGUGCGGGUGAACCAGUGGGGCAUUCCCCUCGGCCUGGGGCUGGCCGGGGGAGGGGAGAGCGCGGCCAACGGCUGGGGCGGCUCAGCCACCCAGACGGCCAGCUGGGGUGGCUCGGGGAGCGGCCAGUCCACCUCCCAGGGCCAGUGGGGGGCGGCCCCAACCGGGGCGGGGGGGCCCCCAACACCUCUCCCGCCCAGGGCAACAGCCUCAAGCCAGCCCAGCAGAGCGGUGGCCCCGGGCAGCAGCCGGGGUCCCCCGCAGGGCAGCAGAACGCCCAGGGCAGCAGCGGCGGCGGCCAGCAGGGUGGCCCCUCGGCGCAGCAGCAGGCCCAGCAGGGCGGCGGUGGCGGCGGCGGCAGCGGCGGCAACAACACGUGGGCGCAGGCGGCCGGCAAGGGCCUGGGCGGCAGCGGCGGCAGUGGUGGCGGCGGGAGCGGGUGCGGCCUCGGGGGACGCACAGAAGCGCCACAUGGAGCAGCAGCUGCAGAGUAUCCGUGAGGCCCUGCUGAGCAGCGAGGGCUGGGGCGGCGAGAACGUCAACCAGGACACGGCCUGGGACCUGCCCAGCAGCCCAGAGCCACCCAAGGACGCCGCUGCCGCGUCCACCGCCACCGCGCCACAUUUCAAGCUGAACGUGAACAACGGCUGCGACCUCUGGGAGAACAACCUGCGCAACGGCGGCGUGGCGCCCCCCAAGACCCAGCAGGCGCCCUGGGGCCACACCCCCACCAACAACUAUGGCGGCACCUGGGGCGAGGACGACGACGCCUCUGACUCCUCCAACGUGUGGACCGGCGUGCCCGCCGCUAACCCGCACUGGGGCACCACCGCCGCCAACCCCGGGCGCCCCCAACAUGUGGGGUGGCGGCAGCGGCGGCGGCGGCGGCUCCGGCUCCGGCCCCCCAAAGAAGAACAUCGACUGGGCCACCGGCAGCGGCGGCGGCAGUGGCGGCGGCGGCAGCAGCGGUGGUGGCGGCUCCAGCGGCUGGGGAGAGCACGGCCCCCAGCGCUCCGCCAUCGAGAACCCCGCCACGGACUGGGGCCCCGGCGGCCCCCACAAGCCUGCUCCCCACGUGGGCCACUCCGGCCCCCACAGCGGCCCUCACCCCGGCCCCCACAGCGGCCCCCACUCAGGCCCUCACGGUGGCCCCCCACAACCGGCUCCCCACUCCGGGCCGCACUCCGGCCCCUCACAACGGCCCACACGGCCGGCCCACACAACGGCCCACACGGCGGCCCCCACGGCGGCCCACACUCAGGCCCCCACGGCGGUCCCCACACAGGCCCACACGGCGGCCCACACACCGGCCCCCACAGCGGCCUGACCCACGGCGUGCCCCCGGGCGGUCCCAGCGGCCCCGCCCAGUGGAAUGGCCCCAAGGACAUGAAGCCCAGCGGUCCCAGCGGCCCCAGCGGGUGGGAGGAGCCCUCCCCGCAGUCCCAGCGGCGCGACGACGGCACGGCAGUGUGGGGCAACCCGCAGCAGCAACCCAGCGUGUCCCGCUGGAAGGACAUGCCCACGCCCAACAUGAUGGGCCGCCCCGGCAUGCCUGGCCCUCAGCAGGGACGCAUGCCUGGCCCACCCGUGCAUGCCGGCAUCCGCCCAGACCAGCGCUGGGGACAGAACACUCACCACUCUCUCUCUCCCUGUGGGGGCAGCGAGGGGUGCCUGCGCCGCAAUGGCAGCUGGAGCGACUCGCCGCACGACACGAGCAGCGGCAUGUGGGUGGAGGAGCCCAAGUCUGGGGGGUGGGGGGAGCAGCCCAUCACCCCCCCAUCCUGGGGCACCAAGCCCAAGACCCCAACAGGCGGGCCGGGCGGCCCCAUCGGCUGGGCUGAGCCGGAGAUGGACCUGCAGCAGGGCUGGAGCCACCACAACAAGAUCACCGGUUACACUCCUCUUCUUGAUAUUCGAACGACCAAAACACUAAUUCCUGAAUCACACUUCUCGUUUGCUGUACCUAAGGGAGUGUCAAAAGACUUAAUCUACAACAGCAAGCAAUUUCGUACCCUCCUGGAGAUGGGUUAUAAGAAGGAGGACAUCGAGGCUGCUCUUCGUAACAACAACAUGGCCCUGGAUGACUCGUUGAUGGAGUUAGGGAACCGUGGAGGAGGCGAGGCUUGGAGGAAUACAGGACUUGAGGAACACGCCCCCUUUGACAUAAACAAUCCGAACUUCCAGAGGUUCCCCCCUGGGCCGCACCACCUUCCUUUCCCCUCCCAGGGCGGCUCUGGCAACGCUCCACACGUCCGCGCACUGAUGCAACACAUUCAGACAGCAGUGCAGGCUGGGUACCUCAAUCCUCAGAUAUUGAACCAGCCGUUAGCUCCAACUACCCUCGUUCUCCUUAACCACAUGCUGAGCCACAUAAACGUCUUGCAGAAGUUCUCUCAGCAGCAAGCUCUGUGCCAGGCCCAUGCUCACCUCAACAAGAAUUCCUCCACAACUCUGCUACAGUUGAAUAUUAAUAUCACCAAAACGAAGCAACAGAUUCAGAAUUUGCAGAACCAGAUAGCCGCACAACAGGCCCUCUACGUGAAGCAGCAGCAGCAGCACCACCAGCAGCUGCACCCACAUAUCUCAGCAGGUCCUCCCGGCGCCCAGGCUGAUUUUUUCACCAAGCCGAGUCUUCCAGACCAGUUGUACGGCAGUUUUAACCAACUGUCCGUCAGCGACAACCCUGCCGCCGCUGCUGUUGUCAGUACUGGGACCGGGAGUCGUCUCCACCAGCACUGGAAGCUCCCAUCGCCUGAGACAGAUGAUGCUGAGUUUAUCCGAGCCCCUGGAGCUCCUGGGAAGCCAACCAUGCCCCAGUCACACCCAUCUCCUAACCUCACACCGCUCCUUGGAAGCUCCAGCAGUACUUGGUCGCUGAACCGCACGUCUGAGUCCGGCUGGCCAGAGAACAACACUGUGGCCAGCGACAACAGCCCCAGUGGCGUGGUGGACAAGGGUGUGCCAAAUAUGGACACCUCUCAGUGGGCCGCCUCCUCCCAGGCUAAUGUGUCAGGUUCCUACGGUCUUGAUAUUAAGCCAUUCGAGCCUGGCAAACCUUGGCUGAUGAAGAACAUUGAAGAUGAUCCAAACAUAACACCUGGCUCUGUCACACGGUCGCCCUUGUCCAUCAACAUCAAGGACUCGGAACUCUUGUCGUCAAUCAGCAAGACUCCCACCACUAACACAGUUUCCGACAUCACCAGCCACCUGCCGUCUCUCUCCCUGUCUUCUAAUACAUGGAGCUUCAACCCAGGCCCUGGACACCAUACUGCCAACUCCCCGCUGUCUGUGGACAGCAAGCUGGGCGGUAGCAGCAGCAAGAGUGGAUCGGGGUGGAGUGAGGGUGGCCACGACGGCUCCACCACACUGGCGUCGGAGCUGUGGGGCGCCCCGGGCAACAAGCUGAGGGGACCCCCACCUGGCCUCAUCGCCGGCAGCGUGCCCAAGAGUGGCGUGGUGGGCGGUGGCGGAGGCAGCGGUAGCGGAGGGGGCGGGUGGGGGGCCGCCCUGAGCCGCUCCACCUCCUGGUCCGGGGAUCAGCACCGCAAUCCCCAAAACAGUGCCUUACAUUCUGCAGCGGGCGUGGCUCCUUCAGGGGCCUGGACCAAUAACCAACCCCCCUCCACAUGGCUCAUCCUUAAGAACCUAACCCCACAGAUUGAUGGUUCUACUUUGAAGACCCUGUGCAUGCAACAUGGCCCACUGGUGAACUUCUACCUGUCUCUCAACCAUGGAUUUGCACUUGUGAAUUACGGUUCACGAGAGGAGGCUGCCAAGGCCCAGGGAAACCUCAACAACUGUCUUUUAAGCAACACUACAAUCCUUGCUGAGUUUGCUAGUGACAGUGAUGUAAAGCAGGUAAUGGGUCAGCCAACACAUCAGGGACAGGCUGCCCCUCCCACUCCAGCACCAAACAACUCCUCCAGCUGGGGCGCUUCGGGUCGUGGCUCCACCCCGACCUCCCAGCCCUCCUCCGGAUCAAAGGUCGACUCAUGGGGGAACAGCGGAAGCGCCUCAAACCUCUGGGGGAACAGUGGGGUCGUUGGAUCGUCGCUGUGGGGCGGCAGCAGCAUCAGUGAGGGUGGAGAGCAACAUCGCACUACCCCCUCGUCUCUCAAGCCAUACCUCCCUGACGGACUGCUAACCUCAGAGUCCAUCUAAGACCCUCCUGCUGGCCAUGAAGACUCCAGGGUAAGCCACCUCGUCCGCAUCCACAUAGGUCCUUUGUGGCCUCCCCCCAGCCCCCACACAACCCAGUACCCCCCCAGGCCUACUCACCUGCCCACUCCCUCCCCCCCCAUCAUCAUGCUGCCCCGUGUGUAUAUUAAAACUCAUAUUAUGACACCUGCCUUAAAAAGACUGAUGUAGCUCCAAGCACACACACACACACACAUGUACACAGGGAAGCAGCUUGCACGCACUCACACACACACGUACACUGACACACACACACGCACACACACACAUACACGUACACGCAGCCACGCAAACAAGUCAGUGAGAACAAUAAAAAAACAAGGAAUGAAAAUGUAAACAAAAGGAUUACCUUGAGAGAGAGAGAGCGAGAGAGAGAGAGCGAGAGAGAGAGUUUAAAAAAUGUAAAUGAUUAAGCAAGGUAAACACACAAAGUUAGCAGUGAGGUUUAAAAUAUAUAUAUAUAAAAAAAAAAUGAUGCAUAAAAAAAAAAAGGUUUUGGAAAGGCCGCGCCCCCUCCCCCGCCCCGCCCCAGGCCCGCCGAGCCCUGGGGCGCGGCGGGGCGGGGCAGCAGUCAGUGCAGGAGGAGCUUAACGGUUCAUGUGCUGUGACUCAAAUACAAAGUUACUCAUUACUGACAAGAAGAGACUUUGACCAUUUAUUGUAGAAAUGAAGGUGCAAGCAGAGGCUGGGGGUAGAGGCGGCCCCCACACAGCGCCCCCCCCUGCCCCCGGCCCCCCAAAAAACUGGUCCUAUGUUUAAAUGCCAAUAUAUCUAAGUCUGUUCUUACCGUGAGAGCGUGUGUAGGCGUCACGUCGCCCCCCACCCCGCCCCCUCCCCCCCCGAGGCGUGGCGGCGGCCUGAUGAUGAUGAUGAUGGUUCGAAGCGUACUCGACAAAGUAGAUUAUUAACAAUCCCGCUGUCUUAGGGUGUUCUGAUCAUGUACAUCUACCAAAAGGUAACAAGUUAAGUUAUAUUAGUGUUAAGAGAGACUAUUCUGUAAGGCUGUAGGGUUAGAGAGAGAGAGAGAGAGAGAGAGAGAGAGAGAGAGAGAGAGAGAGAGGUUGGUAGUGAUGACAAAAAGCUACAUGUUUGCGGUGAUUGGUUGAGCAGUGAUAGCACUUAUCUGUGUGAUAUUUCCUAUAUGGACAAUUAUUAUUAUUAUUAUUAUCAUUAUCAUUAUUAUUAUUCUUAUCAUUAGGAUGAAUUAUUCUUAUUGUUAUGAUGUACUUUUUAAGUGUGCUUGCUUGAGUACCUCGGCGCCUGACGGACGCGCGGUGCCGCCGGGGCUCUGCACUCUAGAUCUGCUCACUCUGUACAAGACCCGGGGCGGAGCGGCGCGGCGCGGCGCGAGGCGGGGCGCGCGACGUGGCGCAGCGCGGCGCGGUGCGGGCAGUGCACGGGGCAGCGGCCUUCCUCAGUCUCACGUCGUCCAGCUCGUCCCCGCGGCAACACACGCGCCGCGGCGCACGCACGAGCCCUCCAGUUAGCAGCCCUCCCCCGCUGUCCGCCCGCCCGCACGCCCACCCGCACGCCCGCCCGCCCGCCCGCCCCCCAUCUGCCUGUCUGUCUGUCUGUCUGUCGUCAUAUGGUCGUUCUGUCUGUCUGUCUGUCUGUCUGUCUCUCCGUUGGUCUCGCAGCCCCGCGCCGCCUCACCAGAUCACAGCGCCGCACCACCAAAGGUUCACGCGGCGUCUGCGAUGCCGGGCGGACGGGCGGACGGCCCCGCUGCCUCCGCUGCGGCCGCUCCAGGAGUGGCGCCUCAGUCACACUCGUGCCCAUUGCCUUAAAGCAGACUCGCGGCAUCUUCCCUCCCCGCCCUCCUGCAGGCCCGGAGAGCAGCGCCGCGCCCCGCCCCGCCCUGCCCCGCUCUGCCCCAGCCCGCCCGCCCGCGGCACGCAGUGGCGACGGCGGCGGCGGCGGCGGGCCCCGGCGUCCGUGAGAAUCAUGUGUUCUUGUGAGUUAGACGUGUUGUGAUAUGACAGUCACGCCUCCAAGUGGUCCAAAGUGUGUUGUGGGGGCCGCCGCGCCCCGCACCAGCCCCUUCCCCCGCCCCGCGCCGCCCCGUCGCCCUGCCGCGCGCCGCGACCCGCCAGGCAGCUGCUGCCGCCCAAAUCUGAGUUUUCUUGGACAUGCAAUCAAAGUCGUGGCCGCGGGGGCCCGGCGGGGCGGCGCGGGGCCCGGCGCGCCCCGCCCUGCAUGGCGUGGCGGGACGGGGCGGGGCGGGCAGUGCACCAGUGUCAGGUCCACAAGUCAUGGUGCUGCCAAUAAUCAUGGUCAUUGUGAGAUAUAGUGAUAGGCGAGGUCCACUCUUUCGUAAUGUUACAGUGUUACUAUUGAUCCUCCUCAGCAUCGCUCAGCUUUACUUACUGUUUUUACCCACGAGACGACAAGAAAAGGAAAAGCACAAAAAAAAAAAAAAAAAAAAAGGCUACGAUUGUUGUUGUUCUUUUGAGGGCGAAGUCCCGCUGACGCACGUUCAGUAUUGUGUACAGUUUUGUGGAAAGUAUAAACAAAGUGCCACCACAAUUUUCUUUAUCAGUUAUUAUUAAUUAUUAUUAUUUAACGUUUUAAAUCAUUUUUACCGACAAUAUAUCGUGACAGAGCUCGUAUAUGUCUGGAUAUUAUUAUCUCGACCCGUAGUGUGCGACGACGCGGAGCCAUAUCAAUAUUGUAGCUAUCUGACUAAUGAUCUAAAUACAAGGAAUAAUCAAGCCAGUCUGCCAAAAACUUAGGCUAAGCCCCCUUCCCCCCCUCCACCCCAGACUGGGCUCCCCUCCCCCUCCCCGGGCAGCAGGCGGCACCCUUCCAGCCGUGCCGCGGCGGCUCCCUGCUGCUCCGGGCGGCGGCGCGUGUGUAGCGUAGUGGUGAGUGUCGUGCAGGCCGGGUCAUGUAGUAUUAGCAAGCUGUGUCACCUGAGGGCGCCACGCGGCGGCGCGUGCCGUGAUGGCACCCCGCGCUGGCGCCCCGCCGCCACCUUGGUUAGCGUAGUCCGCGGCACCGCCCUGCCCGCCCAUCGUUUGCUUGUUAGCUUGGCCCCAGGCCCGGCGUGCCGCGCUGAGCAGCCCCGCCCCUCGCCCCGUUCCGGGCGUGGGGCGGCGGCCCCUCCCCGGCACCCAAGAAUAACUCUUCCAACAUUGUUUAGCCAGUUAAGAUACUUGCCUUCUCUCCCUGUGUUACUGUGUACAACAACCAAACCUUUCCUUUCGCGCCGUCGCCGCCGUACAAGCGUUGGAUGCCACCACUGCAGUCCCGGGCCCCGCUGCGCCGCCGCCGCACCGGUGGGGCGCGGGGCGCGGGGCAGCUUAGUCACCUUGCAUUUGCUGAGCCGCGGCGCCGCAGCACUCCUCUCAGUUGUGAUCCAGGCCGGGUGAUGAUGUUCUGCCUUCACGGGAAGCGACUGUCGGCGCGGCACUGUGUAGUUGUCUAAGGCUCGCGGUGCAGCGCAGCACCACGGGGUCAGCUUACGCCGUUUUCUCAGGAACCUUCGUGGCGCAGGGGAUGGGCGGCGGCGGCAGCAGCGGCGCCUCAGUGGGGGAGACGCGGCUCGCGGCGGCGCGGCGCUACUUACCUGGCGGCCGGCCGGCGCGCCGGGCCCCGCCAGCCUGUGUUACAGCUUUAGUUUAUCAAUUCCAUUAUAAUUUUAAUGAUCUGCUGUUUUUGUGUGGUUGUUGAGAGCCGCCGUGCCCCCCCCUGACCUCGUCCCCCGCUGCCCCGCCGCCCCGGAGCUGCCGGGACCGCUGGGCCGCCGCCACAGCCCCGCGCCUCCGCCGUGCAGGACGCCUGGGCACGCCCGGCUGCCUGACGCGGUGAUGGCGGCGGCGGCGGCGGUGGCGGCGGCAGCAGCGGCAGCGCCCGCUCGUCUCCCGCUCUCAUUCUCACGUCAGUGCAAUAUGUUAUCAAAAUACAAAGAUCAUAAAAUACUGCGAUGCAUAAAGUUGAUGCACACGUGUACGUUCGUCAAGACUCAAGGACGCGCCGUGGACAAUCGUGCGGCGGCGGCGGCGGCGGCGAGGCGUCACCCCGCCGCCGCCGCCGCCGCGGUGACUGUAGUAAGGAAGAAGCGCAAUGCCUUAUUCAUUCCUCUUAGCGGGGCGCCCCGCCCCCCGGGGCACCCCAACACUACCGUCCUGCAUCAUCCCAGCCUGCCCCGCCCCGCCCCGCCGCCGCCGCCGGCACCGCGGGGCGGGGCGCGCGCGGGGCAGUUGCCGUGUGUGCGUGUGUGUGUGCACGCGUGCACGUGUGUGCACAAGCAGUGUUCGGUGCUACGCGUCACCCGGACCACUCGCUCGGAGGACCAGCGCCCACUGGUGCCCCGCCCCGCCCCGCCCCGCCCUGCCCUAGGGUGUAUACAAUACUUUUAGUUUUGCCUGUGAUGUUUUACUCUGUUCCCUGACUCCCGGCGGCGGCGCCUGGCCCGCCGCGGCCGCCGCCGCCGCCGCUCUACUCAACUUGACGUGUGGAGAUGAGUAAUAUAGAUAUAGUAGAACUAGAGAAUAUAUACAUAUAUAUUAGAGAUAUAUAUACAUAUACUACACUUAGCUUACUGUUACGUGGCGCGGCGGGGCAGGCCGGGGCGGCACAGGCAGGGGGGAGGGGGAGGUGCCCCUCACACCAAUACUUUAGGAUCUCAACCUGCCCCCCCUCACCCACCACCCUCCACCCACCAGCCCCUCUCCCUCCCCUCCCACACAGGGCCCAGGCCACACAAGGGGCAGUGAGCAGCACCUCCCCCACCCCACCCCACCUGCCGGCCCCUGGCCACACAUCUUCCUUGCCUGGGAGCCUCACACACACACACACACACACACACACACACACACACACACACACACACACACACACACACACACACACUCAAACACACACACACACACACACACACACACACACACACACACACACACACACACACACACACACACACACAGUCCCUCUUGGCAUCUAGACAAAUGACAAGCAAAGCGAGCAUUUAGUGACGUAAAAUUCUAUAUAUAAACAUUAAAAAAAUGCAAAAAAAAAAGGAAAGAAAACACAAAAAUGAAUAAAUAAGGGCCAAAAAACAUGAAGCAGCAGCGACACACGCGACACAGCGACACUUGCGGUGCGUGACGGCGGGCACAGGAGCCAGCGAGUGUGUGUGUGUGCCGAGCCCAGGUAGUGUUGCGCUGAUGAAUGGUUGUGAAUCCCGAACCGUGUGAUAACUCUCCUCUGGUCAAGACGUAUAGGGCACCGGCAGCCCCCCACAGCGAGUGCAACGUAUCAUGUGCCUUGUGUGUGUGUGUCCGCCACCACCACCACCACCACCACACACGCGCCCCGCCCGCCCCGCCCCACGGCCCCGUCUCCUGGCGGGGCCGCGGGGCGUUACCGGACCGGGCGCUUCUUUGUUUUUUUCCCUGUCGGAGAAGUGGACUCUGUCGCUCUCGUGACCUAGUGUUAAGACAAAAUGGUAAAAAAAAAAAAAAAAAAAAAAUAUGCGUGCAGUGAAGGAGCAACGGCCGCCGCGGUGGUGAACAGCAAGGUGCUGACUGUGUGUGUGUCUGUGUGUGUGUGUGUGUGUGUGUGUGAGAGAGAGAGAGAGAGAGAGAGAGAGAGAGAGAGAGAGAGAGAGAGAGAGAGAGAGAGAGAGAGAGAGAGUGGCAGCCUAGUGAGUGGUGGACAAAGCAAGAGACACACGGCAGCCUCAGGGAGCAAGUCAACUGUGUGUGUGUGUGUGUGUGUGUGUGUGUGUGUGUGUGUGUGUGUGUGUGUGUGUGUGUGUGUGCGUGCGUGCGUGCGUGCGCGUGAUGCAAGCUGCCGGCCGCUGGGGGCGCGUGGCGGCCCUGGCGGGGGCAGCAGUACUUAACACGCCGCGCCGCCGCCGCCGCCGCUGCUCCGUCGCGAGUUGGGGGGGCGCGGCGCUCCCCCACCCUCGACAUGCUAAGUUUUUCCUGUUGUAAAAUUGUCCCUGAUUCCAAAGAUAGUCGGAGUUCCAGUUGUAAGGCUUUUGGGUGAUAAAACUUGUAUUAUGAUUUUUGUACCUGACUAUGUACAAGUCAAGAUAUUCUUUUAAUAUUGCUAUAUAGAUUAAAAUGUAAUGCAGUCGAUUCCAUGAAGUGGUAAUAAUAAUAAUAAUAAUGAUAAUAUUAUUAAUAAUAAUAAUGAUAACAAUAACACUACUCCUAUGAUGGUAGCAGUAGCUCCCACACCAGCGCGAGACACAAUACUACUACUAUCUCGGCGCGGGGCGGCCACCGGGCCCUGCCUCGCGGCCCCGCCCAGCCCGCGCCGGGCGGGGUGGGGCGCCCCGCCCCGCCCCGCCCCGAAAGACAACCGUUGCAGCUCGUCAGCACAGAAAUGCAUUUCAAACACGAGAUUCCAAAGAUCCCUGAAGGAAGCCAAGGGUGCCAUGUGUAGCGACUGAUGCGUAGGUUUAUGACUUCUUGGUCUGGUGCCAAAUUAAACUAGUAAUAAUGAUAAUAAUAAUAAUAUCUUAUAAUAAUAAUAAUAAUAAUAAUAAUAAUAAUAAUAAUAAUACUAUAAUACUAAUAACUGGAUAUGAUCACUAGCGAAUACUUCUCAUAUAUAAGUCUAGCUUGAGUGUAAGUUUGUUUAGUUUAGCGCCUCUGGUCAUGUCUUCUCGUAGCAAAGUACACAAAACUAUCUAGGCUGUGUUCCUCUGUCACCGACCGCAGUGCUCGCUGCUGCAGCCCGCGUCCGCCGCGCCGCGCCGCGCCGCGCCGCCCCGCCCCGCCGCAGCGACGCCGCCACGACCACGCCGACGAGACGUGAUGACGAUGAUGAUGAUGAUGAUGAUGAUGAUGAUGAGGGCAUAAUAGUUGUAUCUCUGAUACUACCAUCAAGACAUAUCGCACACCUUGUCCCGCCCCCCGCGCGGGUCGGCGGCGGCAAGGGUGAACCAAAGCAUUUGUUGUGUGUAUUAGCGCCGCCCCGCCCCCUGUCCCGCCCCAGGCCGGAGCGGGGCAGGGGCCGCGCGUGGCCCCUGCCGUGGCGGCCGCCCCGAGCCGACAGAGGCAAGUCUUUCCAUGUAACUUAAAUGGUAUUAUCACACCAGCACCGGUAACAGUCAGAGUUUUGUAUUAGAUGAGGGAGUGACGUGUUUUAUACCUAUAUUUUUAGAUGUGCGAGGGGACGGUGGGCCGUGCCACACUUGUUGUUGCUGCCAGUAUUUGAACCCUCAAGUAAUAUGAGAUUGAAUCACUGGUACUUAUUGGCCACUUGCUCAUACUUGUAGAAUGUGUUCACGUCUGGUCUACGCUCUUUUACAACAGGGAAACCCACUUAGUAUAUCCUCAGAGGGUGUUGUUUUAACCUAGUGAGUGUAAGUAAGUAUAACAAGUAAGUAAUUAAUUAAGUAAGCGUUAAGUCAAGUAAUUAAGGUUGCUGAUCAUUACUGUUAGGUGCGGUGCGCGUGUCUGUCUGUCUGUCUGUCUGUCUGUGUCGAGGUGCGGCGCAAGGCUUCUCUACGAGUCGUGUAAGAGCUUAAUACUAGUGGUCUCUCUAUCAAUUGUAGUGGUGGCAUCUAAAACGUUAUAGUUUCUAAGGCUCAUUACUACUACUACUACUACUACUACUACUACCACUAUGACUACUACUACUACUGCUACUACAGAUAUUAAAACCUCUACGAAAAAUACAAAAAAAAAAAAGAAAAAAAAGUUUAAGCGCUAUCAUAAAGGGAUGGUUUUUUUUGUUCGUUGCCUGCUCAGGGUCUUGCACUAUCCUCUUGUGAGUCGCGCGGUUGUGGCCGUUAGUCCCGUUUUCGAAUUCCUCCUCCUCCUCCUCCUCCACCUCCUGCUCCUCCUCCUCCUCCUCCUCCUCUUCAGAAUCUUAGUUUUCCGUCUCUUUCUUGUCUUUCAGCUAAUCUUUCCUCCUUUCACCUGUUAGUUCCUCCUCCUCCUCCUUCUUCUCCAUCAAAACAUCAAUCUUUCUCGUGUCUCCCUCCUUCACCUUCUCCAUCUCUCCGUUUUCUCAUCUUUCCUCCUCCUCCUCCUCUUCAUCCUAUUCCUUCUCUAUCUCUUAAUCUUUCGCCCUCCUUCAUCUUUAUCAGUUUCUUCCUAUUUCGCUUUAAUUCUCUUUUAUUCUGUGUUUUCUUUCAAAUUUUCUCUAUUAUUGUUUCUUCGUCUUUAUCCUUUAUUGUCACUCUCUUCCAUCUAUUUUAUCAUUCUCUUGUAUUUUUCCCUUUCAUUUUCUCUUCCUGUUUUUCUUCGUCUUUCUACUUCAUUCUCUCUUCCUCUUUCGUCUCUCAUUUCUCUAUCUCCCUGUCUCUUAACUUCUCUUCCUUCCUUCCUAAUUUAAUGUUGGCCUAUUCUCUCCUUCCUUCCUUCCUUGCUUCAUUCCUUCCCUCGUCUGUUAUUCAUCCUUCUCUCUUCUCCUCUUCCUUCCUAAUUUCUUCAUCUCUUGGCUGUUAAUUCAAGUUUUUUUAUUUUUUUUUCAUCUUCUCUAUCAUUAAUUUUUUCGUAUAUAAUUUUUGCUAUCUCUUCAAUGUUAUUUUUUUUCAUUUAUUUAUUAUUAUUACCUUUUUUAUCUGUUAUGUUUGUGUUUUCUUUCAGUCUUUAUUUCUUUCUUUUUUUUUAGCUCUUCUUUUUCCCUCAUUCAUUUUCUGCUUUUUAUUUAUUUUUUUUUUUACGAUUCUUUUGUCUUAUUUUCUCUAAGUCUUUCGUGUCUCCCAUCCCGGUCCACUUGCCAACUGUCACUGUGUCCUGUCUGCUCCUUACUGCCCCCCCCUUCCCAUCUCCCCCGUCCACCCCGCCCCGUGUCCCUUCUCCCCCUCCAGCCAUCCCCAGCCCCGCUCCCCGCUCCCCGCCCCGCUGCCAGGCGUGAGGGGUGUGGUCGCCUCCCAGUCCAGUGAGCUUCUCUAGUCCUGAGGUGCCGCGCCGCCCUGGUUGCCCCCAGCGCCAGGGAGGGGCCCUCACCCCCCAGGAGGCUCCACGCCCCCUCCCCCUGUCCCGCUCCGCCCCUCCCCGCCCCGCCGCAGCAGCUGGAGCCAUGUCGGUGCUCCCCGUGUGCCUCUCUCGUGUGUUCAGCGGCCCCGGCCCUGCCCGUAUGCAAGCCUCAGCCUCCACCAGCUGGCCGGGGCCCCACCACCACCACCACCACCACCUCCUGUGACAUGACACGCUGCAGCUGCUGCCCCUCGCCCCCUGUCCCGUCCUGUCCCCGUCCCCCCUCCCUCCCCCGCUGUCCCUCCUCCUCGGGGCCGCCCCGCCACGCCGCCACCACCGUAGCAAUGAAGCCGGGAGCAAUAAGGUGAAGCUGUCGUCCUCCAGCGUUGCAUUUCCCGGCGGGGCCGCCUCGCGCCGCCCCGCCGCCGCUGGGGGCACCGGGGCCCCAGGUGUCACUGUUGGUGUUGUGUUGCCGUGUCAGCAGGCGGCCGCCAGGUUCUACCGUGCUCACUCCGCCACGCCAGCGGCCGCCCCGGCCCGCCCCGCCCCGCCCCGGCCGUGGGGCGGGGCCGGGGGGGGCCGGCGGCCGGGCACGGCUGGCCUGUCCUCCCUACCUACCGCUGCACAUUCCCACGAGCUAGUCAGGGCGGGAACACCCGUGGGGCGCCCCCGCCCGCGGCCCCUCUGUCAACCAUGCCACUUGAAGCAUAUCCUAGCUGGUCAGUGUGCUGGGACAGGUCAGCAAUGCUUUUAAUAUAAUUAUUUAUACAGGCUUUCUUGUACUGGAUGUUCCAAUAUGCAUAAAUAAAUUUGGUCUCAGUGUUUACACCUUA